GUUUCGAAGGCACAAGUAAUCACUUGGAGUUUCGCUCUUGCGUUGGAAGCAGUUGUUAUUGUCGUUGGAAACUUGUUCACUAUUGUACUCUUUGCAUCUAACAAAAAGCUUCGAACUAAGAAAAGUUUAUAUCUUGUUCUGAAUAUGGCGUUUGCUGAUCUGGUGCUUGGAGGUGUGUGUCUUCCUACAUCUGUUUAUGUUCUUGGUACUCGUAACCGGUUAUCGCAAGAACUUACAACUCCAACCAGUUUUUUAAAAAUUGUCGUUACGGUUUUCUCGCAAGCCUCACUCAUUACCGCUGCUUUGAUAUCUGCAGAGAGAUUUUACGCCAUCUAUUGGCCGCUGAAGCACCGAACACUUACUUCGCGAGCAAACAAGCUCGUUAUUUUGACGGUGUGGAUUGUAGCAACUCUUUUUCAUACGGUUUAUCUUCUGCCAUUCUUCACCCCUCUAGCUGUGUAUACGUUCGUAUCUUUUUACGCUUUGUUUCUAGUUCUCACAAUUUGUGGUUUUAACAUCGGUAUCUGGCGAAAAUGCCAGCAAAAAACUACUUCUCAUCACCAGAACAGAGCCUUACAAAAUCAGCGCCUGACAAAGGCGUUAAUAUUAGUAUCUAUUUCGACUUCGUGUUUUUGGUUCCCGACGAUUAUUUACAAUUUGAUAAGUAUUUUUGGAUACAAAAUGUCUGAAAACAUUUUCCUCCUAACUUUGUUUAUACAUUUUACCAGCUCGUUUAUCAAUCCAAUAGUGUACGCUUUGAGAAUUCCUGAAUCUAGGCAAUCUUUAGAUUUCUUCUGUUUUAGAAGG
Molecule: messenger RNA, 807 nt
Organism: Porites evermanni
Lineage: Eukaryota; Metazoa; Cnidaria; Anthozoa; Scleractinia; Poritidae
Source: the annotation of a GenBank genome assembly